AUGGAGCCUUUGGGUCUCGCAUUCUCGAUUGCGCCCUUACUGGGAGGUAGUAUGAAGCUCGUACGUUUCUACCGCGGAUUGCAGCGUGUCCCGGAUGACCUCGAUCGAGCGGCAGCACGUUUGGAAAGGCUACACAAUAACCACGAAACCCUGUCGCUCUUCUACAGCAACCUUCCAGAGGAGUACAGACAAUUUGUUCCGGACCCAGCUAGGGCGAGCGUUUUGUUGUCAGAAUCACUACCCAAAGCACUCACGAAGCGCUCUAAGAUAAGUUGCUUGCGUUGGUUGACAGGUGACAGAGAGGUAUUCGAAAGACUAGCGUCAGAAGCGGAAGGAGAGAUCUCAAUGGCUGGAUCUCUUUUGCAUAUACAACUGCUUGCCGCACAGACGGCGAACGGGCUGGUCCACGAUCAGCUACCGCGUUUAGAAGCAUUCCCAGACCCUCAAGAAACGGAAACAACAGUCACCGAAGCGAAGAAGUGGGUCGUCACAAAAGAGAAUGGUUCUCUUGUUACAUUUCCUCUCCACUAUUGCUCGUAUGCUGGGAUCUGGAUCUUGCAAAAGACAUACCGUGUUUUCAAUCUGCAUGGCAACUUGUCGUGGAUUGUCGAUUCAAUUCCGCUUCUCAGGGUCGUACCUGCUCGCCAUGGUACGACGCAGAAUUUGCCCCAGCUUCUCAUGUACAUGGCAAGUGCUGUGCAUCGUCUGGCCUGGCGAGGCUGGCUGGAAGCUUUACUCAGCAAAGGUCGCCUUCUGUAUUCGCAUGAGGUGUCUCCAGAACAUGAAUUCCUGAGGGCUUCUAAAGAGGGGGAUGUUGUGAGGAUGCAGCAACUUCUUGUUCUGCGAAAGGCUUCUCCAUUUGACACCACUGCGGAAGGGAUCACAGCUUUGUGUCUCGCAAUCCAAUAUGGUCGACAUGACGCUGUUAAACUACUCCUUGCUCAAGCGGCGCUCGUAGACCGAGCCUUCGGCGUCAAACAGACGUCUCCACUGUGUUGGGCACUUAAGCACAGACAACUGGAGAUAUGCAGGACACUUCUGUCCUAUGGGGCUUCCCUCGAUUAUUCUACUCUCCACAACUGGUCCCCGCUAUACUAUUUGUGGCCAUGGGACAUGGCAGAAGGCUUCCGACAUCCCCCAGCAGCCGAGUUCAUCACCAUGUUACGCGCCAGAGGCGAAGAAUUUCACCUGUUACACCAUAAACACGUAGACAAUCAUGGCUGGAGCCUCAUGCACCGUGCGGCAAUCUUCGCCGACCCAGCUGACUUGCAACUGCUGAUGGACUACGGGGUCGAUGCCUUUGAACCUGAUUCUGAUUUUGGCUGGACGCCGCUGCAUUUUGUGGCCAAGUACGGCAUCCACGAGAAUUUUGCCACUCUCUUCAGGGCAUACGAAAAGAAACUCGGUUCGAGUGCUGCACGUGAACUCCAAGACUCCAGAGGUUGGACUCCUUUGCAUCUAGCCACCUCAAAUGGCCAUUUCGAGCUUGUCAGGACCUUGCUGGAUCUGGGAGCCGACCGAAAAGCUCGGACGGAAGAGAUCAACGACAGAAAGAUGCCGGAGAGCAUCCAGGGUAAGAGAUGCUCACCCCAGGAGCUGGCCUGGGCGUUUGGUGAGUCGCGCGGUCAUUGUUUUGAAGAUUUAGCCGCUGCAAUUCCCGAAGAUCAAUGGACCGACGCCGCUGAAUAUCCCGAGGAAAAUCUUUGCGCAAAGCCUUUCAAACUCCCCGGACAGUUGUCGAAAGCAGUGGUGAAGAAUAUGGCUUCCUUCGUCCGUCGGUUCCGCCAGUCCUGA
Fonsecaea multimorphosa CBS 102226 is the source of this 1794-nucleotide messenger RNA. RefSeq lists its product as uncharacterized. The transcript has 2 exons. Gene Ontology annotation, molecular function: protein binding. Bases 1 to 1794 code for a protein of 597 amino acids. NCBI's taxonomy places the organism in Eukaryota, Fungi, Ascomycota, Eurotiomycetes, Chaetothyriales, Herpotrichiellaceae. The record is from RefSeq and is a predicted model, not a curated record.